Messenger RNA from Danaus plexippus (monarch butterfly), 4092 nucleotides. RefSeq names its product cyclic nucleotide-gated cation channel alpha-3. Lineage: Eukaryota; Metazoa; Arthropoda; Insecta; Lepidoptera; Nymphalidae. Gene Ontology annotation, molecular function: cGMP binding; intracellularly cAMP-activated cation channel activity; intracellularly cGMP-activated cation channel activity. The coding region runs from base 389 to 2554 and encodes 721 amino acids. The transcript is spliced from 14 exons. Gene Ontology annotation, cellular component: plasma membrane; intracellular cyclic nucleotide activated cation channel complex. Gene Ontology annotation, biological process: monoatomic cation transmembrane transport. The record is from RefSeq and is a predicted model, not a curated record.
GCGUGCCCGGCCGCUUCGUCAUUGCGACGGAGGCUGUCGUCUGUCGACGCUGGCCCGUAUGACCGCUAGUCUUUACCGGGACCGGGCGAUUUUGAACCGCGAACCGCUGUGAACACGCCCUCGAAGCCCGGGAACAGUGUCACCUCUAAACAUACGUAUAGCAGACUAAGUGCAUGUGCUUCUAGUCUUGUCGUGUGAAACGCUUACCUGGACCGGCGAUUGUGGCUCAAUGUAAGGAAGCCGCGACCGUGAAUUCAUGUGCGCAGGGAGGUGAGUGCAGGGGCGCAGGGGCGAAAUGGCCACAACAACCAGCUGAUAGCAUGCGGGCGGCGGCGCUCCGGCCCGCCCCAACCUAGCCGAUCACACAACGAGCGCGACUUUAACGGAAAUGAUGACGUGCCGGCUCGGCUCGCGGCGGCUGGGCGGGUCGCGUGGUUCCCUGCAACCCGGCACAGCUUGUUCCGCCGCCAGCGAGCUAGACCUCUCCUCGCGUUCCAGACGCUCACACAAAGCUAGAUUAAAACUGUUGGGUGCAAGUGGAGAGGCGCCCCUGUUGAGUGGGUGGCGAAGCACCCCGCACACGCCCGCCACGCCAGCUCCGCAUCAAUCUCACAAUCAUCUCGCAACGCCACACUGCAAUGGGACUGAUAGCAGUAGAGGAGGUCUCCGUCGGAGGUCAACAUAUACUAGCGGACGGCUACGGUCGGGACCUCACUGGUCCUUCGUGUUCGACCCAGCGGGCCGCCUUUGUUACUAUUGGUCCAUGGUGGUGUCGCUCGCCUUCCUUUACAACCUAUGGGUUAUCGUCUAUAGGUUCGCUUUUCAAGAGAUUAAUGGUGAGACGUUAAUAGUGUGGUUCUGCCUGGACUAUUUCUCAGAUUUUCUUUAUUUGGCGGACAUUCUAUUUCACUUUCGGACGGGAUAUUUAGAAGACGGCGUUCUACAGACGGAUGCGGCGAAGUUAAGGACUCAUUAUAUGAAUUCAACGACGUUUUACAUCGACUGCCUCUGCUUGUUGCCUCUGGACUUCCUCUACUUGUCCAUCGGUUUCAACUCCAUUCUAAGAUCCUUUAGAUUGGUGAAAAUUUAUCGUUUUUGGGCAUUCAUGGACCGUACGGAACGACACACGAACUAUCCAAAUUUGUUUAGAUCGACCAGUUUAAUUCAUUAUUUACUAGUGAUAUUUCAUUGGAACGGGUGCUUGUACCAUAUAAUAUAUAAAAACAAUGGUUUCGGCAGUAAAAACUGGGUGUAUCAUGAUACAGAGACUGCGGAUGUAGUGAAACAGUAUCUACAAAGUUAUUACUGGUGCACGCUAGCCCUCACUACUAUAGGUGAUCUGCCAAGGCCGAGGAGCAAGGGAGAGUAUGUGUUUGUGAUCGCUCAACUACUAUUCGGUCUGCUUCUGUUUGCAACAGUUUUGGGACACGUCGCCAAUAUCGUCACAUCAGUGAGCACCGCGAGAAAGGAAUUUCAAGCGAAACUUGAUGGUGUCAAGACGUAUAUGCGAAUGCGACGUGUACCUACACAUCUCCAAGUCAAGGUCAUUAAAUGGUUUGAUUACCUGUGGUUGACCCAAAAGUGUUCUGAUGAGGAGAAAGCGGUUUCCUGUCUACCAGAUAAACUAAAGGCAGAAAUCGCAAUAAACGUUCACCUGGAUACUUUGAAGAGAGUGGAGAUUUUCCAAAAUACUGAAGCUGGUUUCUUGUGCGAGUUAGUUUUAAGACUUCGGCCAGUAUUAUUUUCGCCGGGUGAUUAUAUCUGCAGGAAGGGUGAAGUGGGCAAGGAGAUGUACAUAGUUAAUCGAGGCAAACUCCAGGUAGUAGGUGACAACGGAAAAACAGUGUUAGCAACACUCAAGGCUGGUUCUUAUUUUGGCGAAAUUUCCAUUCUGAACAUGGGCACAGCAGGCAACCGGCGGACAGCGUCUGUGCGCUCCGUUGGCUACUCGGACCUCUUCGUGCUCAGCAAGAAGGACAUGUGGGACGUCCUGAAAGAAUAUCCUGCAGCCAGAGUCCGCCUUGAAUCCAUAGCAGUCAAGAGACUCGAGAAAUAUAAGAAAGCGCCUUUAGAAAAGGUGGCUAUGGGUCGUUGCCAAUCGACACCAGGAUUGGUUGAGACCAGUGGACGCGUGCCCAUUGAGGAUAUGCAGCUACCUCCCGCACCUAUUCUGCCGCCAAUUCAAUCUACUCAUCCGCCUUCUUACCGGGACCAGCUAUAUAGUUCUUCAGUAAGCCCCCUUCGUGUAGCAUCACCAGUGGCGUCAUGUGCGUCGAGCGCUCGGAGUAGUGCAGCGGGUGGUGGUAGCGUGGCAGCCAGUAUUGUCGCACCUCGUGUUCUUUUAGACUCCCACGAAGUCCUUGAAUGUGAAAUCAAGAGGCUAAGGGAACGUCUCUACACUGUUGAAACAGAAAACGCUGCCAUGUCAGCAAAAUUGAGUCAGCAACAGUGGGAGGUUGAUCAGAGGUUGCAAGAAAUCGAGAUGCAGAUAUGCGGCGGCAGUUCUCUUAGUUCGCAGGAGGAAAACGAAAGGAAUCGCGAAAGUAUCAUUUAACAGCGCGCCUCUCUCGAGCGUGUGCACUUCGCGCCGCCACCUAGCCUCUUUGUCUGCUGACUGCCACCGUUUCCCUCCCCCCACCCAAACUAAACCGUACGAACCGAACUCACUACUACGAAGUUAAGUGUUUUUAUGAUAAAUAAUAUUUAAAUACGAAUUAACUUUAUCAAAUUUAUAUACAUAUACUUAGUAUAUACAACUCGCUACAAUUAACGAGUGUUCGUGGAGUGAGAUUUUGAAAAGACAAUAUUAUCUUUAAUGUUGUUUAAGUCGAUGUAUGAAGUGAAGUGUGUGAUGUGGAGGUUGCGGUUUGCCGCCCCGUCUUUAUUUCUCUAUUUUCAUAAGACCUUAUAGGUCACCAGAGUCACUAUCUCUUGUGUUUUAUAUCACAUAUACAAUGUGCAUUAAUUAUUAUCUUCAAAUUAUUACUUUCAUAAACAAUUAUUGUAAUUUCCAAUAUAAUUUCCCGUCUGAACUAUUAUUAUUGACGGUGUAAUUAUAAAUAUAGUUUUCCUAUACUAUUCCAUCAUCUGAUUUUGUAUUUCCACAGCUUAAGAGACAUGUGUAUCCUACCACUGUAUUAUUUAUAUAAGCAUUUUAACAAUCUGGAGCUUUAAUUAUCUUAGAGUCCCUGUGAGUUAGACGAGAAAGCGUUUUAUUAUUAAUUUUGCUUCUAAAUUCUUGUGUGAAGGUGUAUAUCGUCGGUAGGAUUGUUUGCUAAUUCGAUAAUUCCAAGUAUAUCUUCAGUAAAUGUUAUUAAAUUUGAAACAGUUCCGAUACAUAAAGAUGCAUAGUGUAUUGUAAUUUGUUAAAUAAAUUUAACAUGUUAAGGGAGUAGCUUAACUUUUAGCAUCGGAUCGGGGAUUAAAUCACUACUGCCAAGUAAAUAAUAAGUAGUUAAAGUGUUUUAAUGUAAAAAUAUUAAUCAACUGACAAUGUUUUGUACUUAAAUUCUUUAUAUUGUACUAAAUUUGUUCAGAAAAUCGUUAUUAUCAUUGAUUCUUCUACGUAAAGUAAGUUUUUAUUGUUGUAACAUAAGAAAUAUUUUCUUUGAAAGGAAUAAGUCGUUUAAAUAUUUAUUGUAUUAUCGUAUUUAGAUUUCAAACGAACCAGGAUUGAUUAUAUAAUAAGUAUCUAAUGAUAAUGUCCUAAUGUUAAGGAGAAAUGUAAAUAUUUAUCUAUGAUCCGUAUUUGUAAGCUGCUGUUUUUGAAAUGGAUUAGGUUUUUUAGCCAUGAGCUGUUCAAUGUGACGUGAACUACGCGCCAUGUUGGAAGGAACCAAUUUUUUAAAGAAUAAAACUUAAAGUAAAUUAUGUAGACAGUUUAAAAAUAUUCUGGCCACCUAUUUAUUAUAUUGAUUGCCGAUAUAUAUAAUAUCAUCUGUAAUAGAUAGGAUUAUUUAAAAGUCAAUGAAUGAUUCAGAUUGUAUCGAUGGGACGGGAAGGAAAUUGACGAAACAUUAAAUGGCGACACAGUUUAGACGACCACUGCAUUACCGGAUUAAUGGCAUGAUAGAUAGGACACAAUUUUUAAAU